Rhea pennata is the source of this 7979-nucleotide messenger RNA. RefSeq names its product eukaryotic translation initiation factor 4 gamma 3 (gene EIF4G3). The transcript has 34 exons. The coding region runs from base 787 to 5832 and encodes 1681 amino acids. Lineage: Eukaryota; Metazoa; Chordata; Aves; Rheiformes; Rheidae. Gene Ontology annotation, molecular function: mRNA binding; translation initiation factor activity; protein binding. The record is from RefSeq and is a predicted model, not a curated record. Gene Ontology annotation, cellular component: eukaryotic translation initiation factor 4F complex.
AAAUCAGAGAUGAUCUUGAAAUGUGCCUGAGGGUUAGUGCGGUGAAACCUAUUUCCUGGAUGCUGCAUUACAGAUGGAAGCGGUUGCUUUUAUUCCUUCGACCUGCUCUCGAAUUCGAACGCAAGGACCAUGAAACGCAAGGAUGGGAGCAGGUCCCUCAGCAUGGCUGCAACGUGCACCGCGUGCAUAUAAUAAUUCUGUGUCCAGAGAAGGGCUGCUAUGUUUUUAAGCAUCUCCUUUCCCAUAAUCCUGUAAGUGAGUCCCAAGAGCCUCUCCCUGUAGAGUCCAGAGACCUGAUGAGCUCUUAAUUUGGCAGGUAAAGUGAUGAUACGGGGAGUAGCCAGAAGGUUAGUAGGGGCUGUGGCUUCCUUUAGUAACGCCGACAUCGGGAGCUGGCGUGGGAGGAUGCGACUGUGAUGGUCUUGGUGUCGGAGAGACCACGUCCCUCGUGGCAGAGUGGAUGCUGUUGGAGGCUAGAAGUUGUUUUCCUAUCUGUGCAAUAAUAAGCUAUUUAAAAGAAAGGAAGGAGUUCAGAGCAGGCUUUCGGGAAGCGCGGGGCCAGAGGGUUCAGCCAGCGCAGGGUCUCGGUGGCGUGCUUUUGAGCCGAGGCGCGCUUCUCCGCUGCAGCGCUUCAGGAGCUGGGGAUACGACGGUUGGGACCGUGAUGGAGAAGGUCUCCUCCACCUGCUGUGUUUACGCAGCAUCUUUAUAUUAACGCAGGCUCCGUACCCCUCAGGACAGAAUGCAGCUCCAACCACGCUGGUGUACCCUCAAGCCCCUCAGACAAUGAACACGCAGCCUCAGACCCGCUCGCCGCCCAGCAGAACAGUGCCAAUACAUUGCACAGACAACUGGAAGAGGAGGAAGGUUUUGGAACAGAGUCCGGUUUACAGGUCCCUGGCUGGAAGAGGCUGGAUAAAAUACUGCAUUUUUUUUCAGAGGCCUCAAAUACAGCCUCCGAGAGCCACCAUCCAGAACAGCAGCCCUUCCAUCCGUCCCGGUGCGCAAACACCAACUGCAGUGUAUCAAACCAACCAGCACAUCAUGAUGGUUAAUCAUCUGCCAAUGCCGUAUCCGAUGCCUCAGGGCCCCCAGUACUGUAUACCACAGUAUCGUCAUAGCGGUCCUCCGUACGUUGGGCCCCCGCAGCAGUAUCCUGUUCAGCCGCCAGGGCCUGGCCCGUUUUAUCCAGGACCAGGUCCUGGAGAAUUCCCUAAUGCCUAUGGAACACCUUUCUACCCAAGUCAGCCGGUGUAUCAGUCAGCACCCAUCAUAGUGCCUACGCAGCAGCAGCAGCCUCCGCCAGCUAAAAGAGAGAAAAAAACGAUCCGAAUCCGGGAUCCAAAUCAGGGGGGCAAAGAUAUAACAGAAGAAAUUAUGUCUGGAGGGGGCAGCAGGAAUCCAACGCCUCCCAUCGUGAGACCUACUUCCACACCUACUCCACCUCAGCAGCUGCCCAGCCAGGUCCCAGAGCCCAGCGCUGCGGUUUAUGGGACCGUGGAGAGCACCCAACUCGCCGCCGGCGCCCCUGCGACAAGCAGCCCGAAGCAAGAAGAGAAGCCAAAACCAGAUCCAGUAUUAAAACCACCUUCUCCAGUCCUCAGACCAGAACCUAGCGGGGAGAAGAAAGAUCAAGCAGGCCAGACGAGCGAGGCUGCCUCCGUGGAGACCCCGCCAGACCUUCCUCUCGCUGCCUCGCCGACCCCGGCGGCUCCCGUGGCCGUCGUAACUCCUCCUGCUGCUGUCGCGGCCGCUCCUAGCAAAUCUACGUUUACAGCUGACUUGGAGGAGAGCUGUGAACUCGCCUCCGCCAAAGAGGAGGCAACGCCUAUAGCUAAUGCAGCCCCCUGCGCGGACGCGUCGGACCCUUCGCCAGCGGAAGAGGCUGACGCCGCCACGUGCGAGGAGCCCAGUAGUGUAGCAUCUAGUGAUAUUCCAGUGACUGCUAGUACUAAUCUAAUUAACGAAAUGAACGGAGUUAGCGAAACCGUAGCUGCUACGGAGAGUAUAGCAGAUGUAGCCCCCGAGGAAGUGGCGCCGUUGACUGUUGAGUCGGAGCUACCCGAAGCACCUCCGGCAGACGUGGAAAGCGUGCCAUCUUCCGUCGCGCUUCCCACCACUCCCUCGCCUCCGCCGACGCCUCCGCCGACACCUCCUUCUUCUCCUCCUCCUCCUCCUCCUCCUCCUCCUCCUCUUUCUGUUGCUGCUGCUGUGACCACUACGACUCCUUCUCCACCUCCUCUUCCGUCUCCUAGUGCCCUCCCUGGUCUUCAGGGAGAUUUAGAGGGAGAGGAGAGCACAAGAACUACUCUUAGCGAAGACGUAAAGGAUAUGGAAAAGAAGGAAGAUAGCGAAGCAGACGGGCAAGAGGAGGAGAGCACGGAGUCUCCGAGUAUAAACUCUGGGAAGAGUCCUGUCCCAGCCCAAACAGCUCUAACUGCACCAAAGACGUGGAAGAAACCAAAAGAGCGGACCCAGGCCGCCGAGGAGGCCGCCGAGGCGGAAGCGGAGCCUAAAGUAGAAGAGGAACUUUCAGGUGACAAAGUACUUGAAUCUGAACAGGAUAAAAUGAGCCAUGGGUUCCCCCUGGAGAAGGACCCUCCAGAACUUAAAAAAGUGAAAGCCGUGGAGGAAAACGGAGAGCAGGAAGCAGAACCUGUCCGUAACGGCGCCGAGAGCGUCUCCGAGGGGGAAGGGACCGACGCGAACUCGGGCUUCGCGGAGAGCUCCAGCGAAGGGCCGGUGUACCAGUAUAAACCAGAGCAGUGGAAGCCCCUGGAUCCCGAAGGCAAGAAGCAGUACGACCGGGAGUUUUUACUGGACUUCCAGUUCAUGCCCGCCUGCAUCCAGAAGCCGGAAGGGCUGCCCCCCAUAAGCGAUGUGGUUCUCGACAAGGUGAGAGGAGAGCCCAUAAAACAGGUCAAUCAGCCAAAAUUGCCACUGCGAACCCUGGACCCUCGCAUACUGCCUCGAGGACCAGACUUCACGCCAGCCUUUGCUGAUUUUGGGAGGCAAACCUCCGGUGGAAGAAGCGUAUCUGGAAGUGCCUGCAAAGUGCAGAGCAACCCUGGAUUGCCUUCCCUGGCUCGGUGCGGUUCCCCAGCAUGCCCUCUCUUGGUCUCGCCUCACCCACCAUUGAGGAACCUGCCGAUAGGGUUGUUGAAUGCCGGACCGAGGAGAUCUCAGCCGGGCCAGAGGCGAGAGCCUAGGAAGAUUAUCACCGUGUGCGUGAAGGAGGAUGUCCAUCUCAAGAAGGCGGAGAAUGCCUGGAAGCCGAGCCUGAAAAGAGAGAACCAAACCGAGGACCCGGAAAAUGUCAAAACCCAGGAGCUGUUCCGCAAGGUACGAAGCAUCUUGAACAAGUUGACGCCCCAGAUGUUCAAUCAACUAAUGAAGCAAGUAACAGACCUGACAGUAGACACGGAAGAGAGGCUGAAAGGAGUCAUUGACCUGGUCUUUGAGAAGGCCAUUGAUGAACCAAGCUUCUCAGUGGCAUAUGCAAACAUGUGUAGAUGUCUUGUAACGCUGAAAGUACCUAUGGCAGACAAGCCUGGGAGCACAGUAAAUUUCCGCAAGUUGCUGUUGAAUCGUUGCCAGAAGGAAUUUGAAAAAGACAAAGCUGAUGACGAUGUCUUUGAAAAGAAGCAGAAGGAACUUGAAGCUGCUACCACUCCAGAGGAGAAGACACGGCUCCAUGACGAGCUGGAAGAGGCCAAGGACAAAGCUCGACGGAGGUCUAUUGGGAACAUUAAAUUCAUUGGCGAACUUUUCAAACUCAAAAUGCUGACAGAGGCCAUCAUGCAUGACUGCGUGGUAAAGCUGCUGAAGAACCAUGAUGAGGAGUCCCUCGAGUGCCUUUGCCGCCUGCUAACUACCAUUGGCAAGGACCUGGACUUUGAGAAAGCAAAGCCUCGCAUGGACCAGUAUUUUAAUCAGAUGGAAAAGAUUGUGAAAGAGAGAAAAACAUCUUCGAGGAUUCGGUUCAUGCUUCAGGAUGUAAUAGACCUAAGGCUGUGCAACUGGGUUUCGCGGCGAGCAGACCAGGGCCCGAAGACCAUUGAGCAGAUUCAUAAAGAAGCCAAGAUUGAAGAGCAGGAAGAACAGAGGAAGGUCCAACAACUCAUGACCAAAGAGAAGAGGAGACCGGGUGUCCAGCGUGUCGAUGAAGGCGGUUGGAACACUGUGCAGGGGGCGAAAAACAGCAGAGUGCUGGACCCCACCAAAUUCCUUAAAAUCACCAAGCCCACAAUAGAUGAGAAGAUUCAGCUUGUGCCUAAAGCCCAGUUGGGCAGCUGGGGAAAGGGCAGCAGUGGUGGUGCAAAGGCGAGCGAGAUGGACUCCUUACGACCAAGUGCCACUAGCCUGAACAGAUUUUCUGCGCUGCAGCCUCCAGUCUCAUCCGUAUCUGCCUCAUCUGCAUCCUCAGAGUUAGAUUCUCGCAGGGCCUUAACUAGUCGCGGGAGCACGGGCAGGGAGAAGAACGACAAACCUCUCCCGCCUUCAGUCACCCGUCCAAACACCUUCCUUCGGGGCAGCAGCAGUAAAGAGCUGCUGCUCGACAAUCAGGCGCAAGAGGAGCAGCGGAGAGAGAUGCUAGAGACGGUGAAGCAGUUAACGGGUGGCAUGGAGAUGGACAGAAACAGCUCAGAGGCAGACAGGAACAAAGCCAAGGAAUCUGCCAAGCCAGAAGCUCCCCCAGCUCCUGUACAAGACAAGCCUUCGCUAUCAGAAGAGGAAAUAGAGAGAAAAUGCAAAUCUAUCAUUGAUGAGUUCUUGCAUAUUAAUGAUUUUAAGGAAGCGAUGCAGUGCGUGGAGGAGCUGAAUGCCCAGAAUCUGCUGCCUGUUUUUGUACGAGUAGGAGUGGAGUCGACGCUCGAGAGGAGUCAGAUCACCAGGGAUCACAUGGGCCAGUUAUUGUAUCAGUUGGUGCAGUCAGGAAAGCUGAGCAAGCAGGAUUUCUUCAAGGGGUUUUCAGAUACCUUGGAGAUGGCAGAUGAUAUGGCCAUAGAUAUACCCCAUAUUUGGUUGUACCUAGCUGAGUUGGUGACCCCCAUGUUAAAAGAAGGAGGAAUCUCUAUGAGAGAACUUAUACAAGAAUUUAGCAAACCUUUGCUUCCUGUGGGAAGAGCCGGGGUCUUGCUUGCUGAAAUCUUGCACCUUCUAUGCAAACAAAUGAGCCAUAAGAAAGUGGGAGCCUUAUGGAGGGAGACUGGCCUCAGUUGGAAGGACUACUUACCUGAAGGGGAGGAUGUACAUACCUUUCUCACGGAACAAAAGUUGGACUUCACGGAGUCCGAGUGUUCCGGUUCCUCAGAAGCACUUUCAGAGAAAGAACUCUCUGCAGAAGAGCUGAACAAACAGCUAGAGAAACUCAUUGUUGAGGACAAGGCGAACGAUGAACAAAUCUUUGACUGGGUAGAGGCUAAUCUAGAUGAAAGCCAGAUGAGUUCACCUACAUUCCUUAGAGCUUUAAUGACAGCAGUUUGCAAAGCAGCUAUUAUAGUGGAUUCUUCUAGCUUCCGUGUGGACACUGCUGUUAUCAAACAGAGAGUGCCGAUCUUACUCAAGUAUCUAGAUUCAGACACAGAGAAGGAACUACAAGCACUUUAUGCACUACAAGCAUCAAUAGUAAAACUUGAUCAGCCUCCUAAUUUGUUGCGGAUGUUUUUUGAUUGCCUGUAUGAUGAGGAGGUAAUAUCGGAGGAUGCCUUCUACAAGUGGGAGAGCAGCAAGGACCCAGCGGAGCAGAAUGGGAAAGGAGUAGCACUAAAAUCUGUCACCGCGUUCUUCACAUGGCUACGGGAGGCUGAAGAGGAGUCAGAGGAUAAUUAAAACUUAAAAUACAGAAAAAAAAACAAUUUAAGUAUUUUUUUAAAAAGUUUCACGUCUUCGCCAAUCACAGUGCAGCAAGGCCAAUUCUCGCGCAGAUCCCCCCCUUUCCCCACACAUGCACGAGUGGGAGAGGUAAAAAAAAUAGAUAAACACAAAGGUGAUCAUGGAGGAAAAAAAGGUACUUGAAAAAAAAAAAAAGCAAACUUCAAACCUGAGGGCGGGAGCACUAAACCAAAAUACAUGUAUUAUUUAUAGAAAAUAUUUUUGUUUUAAUCUUUUUUUCUUUUCUUUUUAAACAAGGACUCAUACUUACAAAAACACAAAGCGAAACAAAUCUGUUUAGCAGAAAAAAAAAGUUGAAAACUUUUAAUUUAUUAUUUUAAGGACUGCAAAUGCCAGUGUAAUUUUUAAAUUUGCAGUUUCUGUAAACAAAUUGUAUAAUAGAACAAAAGCAGAGAAAUAAAUUUCCCUCCCCUUCAUACGCACCUCAGUUUUGUUUCAAAGCAUGAUAAGUAGACAAAACUUUCAAGGGGGUUAGGGUAAGCUAGAUGAGGAAGAGAUCAAAUUUUUUUUUAAUUAUCAUCAGAUUUUUCUGCCUGCCUCUCAGCUUGCUUCAGAAAUUUAAAAGAAAAUAGUAAUCAAAACGUACAUAACCUUGGAACGGAAGGAAAUGCAUUUGAGAAAACUGCUGCGGACCAGAGUGCUCCGAAAAUAACUCAUUCAAAACAGUGCUACCCUGGGGAAAACAAAAAAGUACUAGUGAUACUUUCAGAACCUUUAGAGCAACUUUAAGGCUUGUAAAUACAUAGAACAAAUAUUUAAAAAAAAAAAAAAAAAAAAAACGAAAAAAAGAAAUUGACUCAAUACUAUUUCUUUUCACUUUCAAAAUAUAAAGAACAAAAUAAAGACAAACAUUGCAAGUUUAAAAGAAAGUAAAACGACUUCUCCUUUGACAGCUGCUGAAUGUGUGCACCCUCUCUUGGGCGGUGCUGGCUUCCUUUCCAUUGUGUAGAUCCAAAUUGUGUACAUAUAGUGUGUGUAUGUAUGUGUGUCUACCAAAAAGAGGGGUGAGAGCAAUUGUAAAAAGGGGGUUGCUGCUUGGGAGACCUUUUCUGCAGAGAGAACUUAACCGGCCGAGGAGCAGCUGGCGGGGCUGCCGUACGACGCAGGUCCGCUGGGCUCCCCACGCGGCUGGGAUUUGGCCUCCGGGGCGGCCGGUACCUGCUCCCAGCUGCGUUUUCCAGCCGCGGCGUCGCGUGACUCGGAGCAGCGGCGUUGUGCCGGUGACUUGUGAGGCCGCAGCCUUCCGAGCCUGAUGACUGACCGACUGACCGCCUGUCUGCUGCCGCCGCUCGCCUUGCUGUGCUUAAGGAACCCAAAGACCCGUCAGGGUGAGAAAGCGACCUACAAGAUUAGGCAGAAGAGGUGACACGAGCGCUGCGAGCGAUUCGGUGCUGCUCCCGGCUCUGCCCAGCCCGUAGCGGUGGCCCAAGUCCGAGCCCGGCGCUGGCUUCUCCGGCGCAGAUUAACCGUGGUGGUUUUGCAGUGCGGUGGGAGAGUGCGCAUGUGCCCGGAGGGGACCCGGCUGUGCCCCGGUACCCCGCGGUCCUCCAAACUGAGCUGCUGCUGCGUGCUGCAAGUCUCUCGUGUGUCUUUCCUCGACAACCAAAGACGAUCUGCUGGCUCUCGCUGUGAAGAAGCAUCUACCAUAAUACAGUCUGCAGAGUUUGUGAAGCCCUAAAACGUAGUUUGUGAACUGUGGUCCGUGGACCGCAAGUAACCUGUGGAGCAUCUGCUGGUGGUCUGCGCAGCGCUAGCUGCUCACACAAUGCUGUCUCUUUCUUUCCAGCUGCUAAAUCACUUCUUUUUUUAAAAAAAGAAAAAGGAAAAAAAGGAAAAAAAAAAGCUACAAAUACAUUAAAUACUUUCCUAAUCUUUCUUUUUCAUGUAAACAAUUGCUGUACUUGCAUAAGGAUGUUACUUGAUCACCAAGGGGAAGGGAGGAGGGUGCCUGGUUGUGGCUGGAGGGGGAGACGUCCACGAGUUGCUUCCCCUGUUACCACGCGUUCCCUGCCGUGAAGCCGAGCUGGAGAAUCCACGGCCUAAAACACUAGAGCAUUGUUCGCGGGAUUUUUUUUUUUUUUUUU